AUGGCCUACGUAAAUCGAUUCAUUCAAAGGAAGAAGCUUAAACGCGAGGUCGUCAUUUCGGCUAAUGAACUGAAGUUGUCGUUUCUUAGGAUGGUCCAAAUAUUUCAAAAGGCGGAGUUCAGUUCAGAAUACGUCAAGUUCGUCGGGAGGAGAGGGCUGCCGGAGAAAGUGUACAGCGACAACGCCACGAAUUUCGUCGGAGCGUGCAACGUGCUGAAGGAGCUCAGCGAAGCGUUUCACCGCAGUCGGGACGAGCUGAGCGGAUACGCGGCUCAGAGAGUGGUGUUUCAUACCGCCGAGGUUCGGAGGACUCUCACGGCGGACGAGUUGAGCACCCACCUGGUCGAGGUAGAGGCGCUGCUCAAUUCGCGUCCAAUCGCGUCGCCGGGCAACGAUCCCAACGAUGGAGAGGCCCUAACACCAGGACACCUACUAAUCGGGCAGCCUCUGAUCACGCUGCCGCAAGAAUCCGGCACAGGAGGAGUGUGCAGCAAGGCCAGUUGCGCAUAUUUGAAGCGGUGGCGAAUGCUGUCCGCUCUCAAGCAGCAGUUUUGGGACAGCUGGUCCAAGGAUUACAUCGCCAGCCUGCAGCAGCGCAACAAAUGGAGCGUCGGAUGCCGCGAUCUGGAGGUCGGUUGCCUGGUGGGCGUCCACGAGGACAACGUGCCCCCGCAGCGGUGGCUAACAGGCCGCGUGGUGGCAACAACAGCAGGCGAGGACGGUAGAGUGCGCGUGGCGGAAAUUCGGACGUCAGGAGGCGUCAUCAAGCGCGCCAUCCACAAGCUGGCAUUGCUGCCAGUGGAUACUGCUCCUGUUGAGAAGAUGAAAGAGCCGGAGGCCUUUAACGGGGCCGGAAUGUCGGAGCAGUAA
Molecule: messenger RNA, 870 nt
Organism: Drosophila teissieri
Lineage: Eukaryota; Metazoa; Arthropoda; Insecta; Diptera; Drosophilidae
Exons: 3
Coding region: 1-870 (289 amino acids)
Source: RefSeq, a predicted model, not a curated record